AUGCGUUCCCCGGCCCUCUUCCAGCGGCUGGUCAUUUUCGCCUUUGUCUGCACGCUGCUGGUGGCCCUGACAGUCUACCAGCGCGACCGUCUCGCGGCUGGCGUCGGCAGUGUCGUCGACUCGGUCAAGACGGCCGCCGACUCGGCCAAGGAGGCCAGCAAGAACAUUCCGAUUCCGUUUGUGGGCGGCAAGGACGGCGAAGACAACAACGGCGACACCACCGACAAUGCCACCGACAAUGCCACCAACGAGGACGGCGACAAUGACGCCAAUGACACGGGCAGCACCAACAACGCCAACAGCACCAACAACACCAACAACACUAACGCGGCCGAUGACAACAGCGACAAGCCAGCGCCCCCCGACAAGUACAUCUCCGUCUGCCUGGCCGUCAAGGACCAGCGGCUCGACCUGCCCGAGUUCCUGCGGCACCACUACUACAACAUGGGCGUGGGCCACUUCUUCAUCAUGGACGACGGCUCGGAGCCGCCGCUGUCGGAGCUGACCGACGAGGAGCUCACCAUCCCGCGCGACGCCGUCGAGUUCCACUACUUCCGCCCCGACCAGCACGUCAAGUGGAUGCAGUACACCAUGUACAACACGUGCAAGAACGUGGCGAGCAACCACUCGUCGGUCAACACGACGUGGAUGGCCUUUAUCGACGCCGACGAGUUCAUCGACGCGCCCGGGCCGCAGACGCUGCGCGAGGUGCUCGAGGACUUUGGCCGCAUCGAGGCCAUUGGCGGCGUCGCGCUCAACUGGCGCGUGCACACGUCCGGCGGCCACCUGACGCGCCAGCCGUCCGUCAUCUCGGCCUUUACCGAGUGCAUCUACGACGACCCGGCCCACAACGGCAACGGCACCAACAACCGCCACGUCAAGUCCAUCGUCAAGCUCAAGCACAUGGUGCAGCCGCGCAACCCGCACUCCUUUAUCCUGACGCCGAACCACUUUGCCGUCGGCGAGAACGGCGACGUCGUCGAGAGCCACCUGCGGGCGCCCAUCACGCGCGACCGCCUGGCCAUCCACCACUACGCGCUCAAGAGCAAGGCCGAGUUCGAGGACAAGAUGAACCGCGGCAGCGGCAUGUCCCACCACAACGGCUGGAGCGUGUGGGACGACUACGAGACGAUGCCGCACGAGCCGUGCGAGGAGAUGCUGCGUUGGGCCAAUACAUGA
Messenger RNA from Sporothrix brasiliensis 5110, 1179 nucleotides. RefSeq lists its product as uncharacterized. NCBI's taxonomy places the organism in Eukaryota, Fungi, Ascomycota, Sordariomycetes, Ophiostomatales, Ophiostomataceae. The record is from RefSeq and is a predicted model, not a curated record. The transcript has a single exon. The coding region runs from base 1 to 1179 and encodes 392 amino acids.